AUGAUAAUAAAUGUAUUCUUCUCAGGUGUUGGAGCUCAGAGAAUCAUUGGAGGCAUCGAGGUGCCCCCCUAUUCCAUCAAGUACCAAGCCUCCCUGAAGUUCUUCAACUCCCAUUUUUGUGGGGGAACCCUCGUCCACCCGGAGUGGGUGGUCUCUGCCGCCCACUGCUGGAGGCCACGUCACAUGAUUAAGGUGGUGCUCGGUGAACUCGACCUGACGGGAGAGGAGGGCGUGGAGCAGAGUUUCAGCGUUUCAGCGAUUGUCACUCAUUUGAAGCGCCAACGCUGGGCCUUUGAUCACGAUAUCAUGAUGCUGAAGCUGGACCGGCCCGCCACCAUCAACGCCGUGGUGGAUGUGGCCACCCUGCCAGAACCUGACUCCGAGGCCUUGGAUGGCGACACCAGAUGUAGAGUCAGUGGUUGGGGGGUGACCUGGCUCACCAGUGCUCGUCUGUCACCGGUGUUGAGGUCAGUGGAUGUGGACGUCUUCCCCAAUUGCUGGUACUACUACCGCUUCAGGAUCACAGACAACAUGAUAUGUGCUGGUUCUACGACGGGCGGGAAAGACGCCUGCUUGGGUGAUUCGGGAGGACCCUUGGUAUGUGAAGGUAAAUUUGAGGGCAUCGUGUCUUGGGGGAUCGGUUGUGCCCACGCUAAGUACCCUGGUGUGUACACCAAGGUUAGAAACUACCUUGGAUGGAUCAACUCGGUCAUCGAGAAGUACUAAUGGGACUGCUGUGAUGAACAAGCAGCAUU
Doryrhamphus excisus (bluestripe pipefish) is the source of this 755-nucleotide messenger RNA. RefSeq names its product trypsin-like. Gene Ontology annotation, molecular function: serine-type endopeptidase activity. NCBI's taxonomy places the organism in Eukaryota, Metazoa, Chordata, Actinopteri, Syngnathiformes, Syngnathidae. The record is from RefSeq and is a predicted model, not a curated record. Gene Ontology annotation, biological process: proteolysis.